Messenger RNA from Pseudophryne corroboree (corroboree frog), 4875 nucleotides. It is a transcript of the gene FNBP1L, whose product is annotated as formin binding protein 1 like. The coding region runs from base 135 to 1790 and encodes 551 amino acids. Gene Ontology annotation, biological process: signal transduction. Gene Ontology annotation, molecular function: protein binding. Lineage: Eukaryota; Metazoa; Chordata; Amphibia; Anura; Myobatrachidae. The transcript has 16 exons. The record is from RefSeq and is a predicted model, not a curated record.
CCGGCCUCUCCCUCCUCCUUCCCAAUCUUCACACACAAGACAAGGAAAGAGCUCCAGCAGCUAGAGCCGCCCGUUCUUCCUCAGCACUCACACCCGGACACCGCCGCCCUGCUUCCCAACAGCCAGCCGGAGCCAUGAGCUGGGGCACGGAGCUGUGGGAUCAAUUUGAUAAUUUAGAGAAGCACACACAAUGGGGAUUAGACUUCCUGGACAAGUAUGCAAAAUUUGUGAAAGAAAGAUUAGAAAUUGAGCAGAACUAUGCAAAACAACUUCGAAAUUUGGUGAAGAAGUUUUGUACCAAGCGGUCCAACAAAGAUGAAGAACCCAGAUUCACGUCUUGUACAGCAUUCUAUAAUAUCCUCAAUGAGUUGAAUGACUAUGCUGGACAGCGUGAGGUGGUGGCGGAGGAAAUCGGACACAAAGUUUAUGGAGAAAUAAUGAGAUAUUCCUAUGAGCUGAAAGCAGAGAGGAAAUCGCAUCUCCAGGAGGGCCGCAAAGCUCAGCAGUACCUGGACAUGUGCUUAAAACAAAUGGACAGCAGUAAGAAGAAGUUUGAAAGGGAAUGCAGGGAGACUGAGAAGGCGCAGCAAACAUUCGAGCGACUGGAUAACGACGUCAGUGCCACAAAGUCUGAUGUAGAGAAGGCAAAGCAGCAGCUCAACCUGCGUACACACAUGGCAGAUGAGAGCAAAAAUGAAUAUGCAGCACAACUGCAGAACUACAACGCAGAACAACACAAACAUUUCUACAUUGUUAUCCCUCAAGUUUACAAGCACCUUCAGGAAAUGGAUGAGAGAAGAACUGUAAAGCUCAGCGAGUGUUAUAAAGGUUUUGCUGAUGCUGAGCGGAAAGUUAUUCCAAUUAUCUCCAAAUGCUUAGAAGGAAUGGUGCACGCAGCGAAGUCUGUGGACGAGCGCAGAGACUCUCAGAUUGUGGUCGAUUGUUUUAAAUCUGGCUUUGAGCCCCCUGGGGAUUUCCCCUUUGAAGAUUACAGUCAACAUAUUUACAGAACUGUUUCCGAUGGCACCAUAAGUACUCCAAAGCCAGAAGUAGUAAGAAUUGACCCCAAAAUAACCAUGGGCAAGGCCAAGGGCAAGCUGUGGCUGUUUGGAAAGAAACCCAAGUGGUCAUUAAGGAUGGGCCCAGCUUUAGAAGAUUUUAGUCACCUUCCCCCAGAGCAAAGACGUAAGAAACUUCAGCAAAGAAUUGAUGAGCUAAGUCGAGAGCUUCAGAAGGAGACUGAUCAAAAAGAGGCCCUGAAUAAAAUGAAAGAUGUCUAUGAGAAAAAUCCACAGAUGGGAGACCCCAGCAGCUUGCAACCAAAAAUAGCGGAAACUAUGAGUAACAUUGAAAGGCUUCGGAUGGAAAUUCAUAAAAAUGAGGGCUGGCUAUCUGAAGUGGAAGGAAAAGUCCUACAGCGAAGUGAGAGGAGGCACAGCGCUGAAGCCAAUCAUUUAGUGGCACAAGGAAGAGAGAGUCCUGAAGGAAGCUACACAGAAGAUGCCAACCAGGAGGGCAGGAUCCAGCCUCAGACUAAUGUUCACUUGGAGUUUGAUGAUGAAUUUGAUGAUGAUGACCCACUCCCGGCCAUAGGACAUUGCAAGGCCAUCUAUCCAUUCGACGGCAAUAAUGAAGGCACCCUGGCUAUGAAAGAAGGUGAUGUCAUGUACGUCAUUGAGGAAGACAAAGGGGAUGGCUGGACAAGAGCAAGACGGCAGAAUGGAGAGGAAGGCUACGUCCCUACGUCUUACAUAGAUCUUACUCUAGAGAAAAACAGUAAAGGUUCCUGAAGAGGGUGUCUGUGAAUCUGGGCGAGAUGUGGAAGGCGUUUACAUGCAGCAUCUUUUAAGGGGAGGGGAUUAGGCUGGGGACAUGUGUGAGAGCAGCAACACGCAUGAACGCAUGAUACAUACGUUAUUCACUAACUUCCAGACACCCUGACGUUUAUGUUAAUGUGGUGCACUUUCCGCUUUGCAGCGAAAAAUGCAUCAAUCUUCCACAGUGCAUCAUUUCAUCUUUAUUAUUAAGAUUACAUUUAACUGGCAAACAAACUAGUGAAUGUUCUAUGGCUGUGCUUUCCCUGCCACUUACAGAAGACUAAAUGCUUCGUGUUGUGUCUGGUGUACAAGCUCCAUGUCCGAUCACUCCAAACAAUUGCCCUCUUAGGUUUUUAAUGUUGCACCUUCUUCACCCCCAAACAACCAAAAGAUCAAUUGAUGCUUUUACGUGACUGCCAGACAGAAGUCUGAGGUUCUAAGUGCCGAUGUUUACAUUCCCAAAGUGGCUUGUAAUAGUUAUUAUUUAUACAGCUCUUCAGAUAUUCACUAGUGUGUUUUAUUUUCUCUCCACCACUCGGAGACUGGCUGCCUACAGGGUUUUAUCUUGCCAAUGUCUGCUUGUGCCAUCUACAUUCUCAACCCUAACCCCUCUUACUUGCAUGAACCAUGUUUCUCGACUUAACUUCUUUCUACAGCCCGAUUUCCCUCUGACAGUCUGUGCAGUUUGAUCGCCUUCUUAUCAAAACCACUAUAUUUCCUUGACUGCCGAUCACUACAUACCUGCAAGGCAACACCAUUCUAUUGUUUUUAGUUUUGCUGCUAUGACUAUCCAUCUUUCCCAUAACUUAUUACAUUCCAGUUUUUAUUUUGGAACUCAUUAGCUUUGUUUAUGUCUAUAUAACUUGCACGCGCAUCAUACCUGGGCGAGAACUCUCUGGUAUCUGGCUGAAGUUGUGCUCCUGUAUCUAGAAGAUCUGUGCACGGCCGCAAGGACAGAAGGUCUUCCCUUUUCUCUAGACAACGUGACUACUUUCCAUUCAAAUGCUGCCUUAAACUGGAGUGCCUAAGAGGUCGAUUGUCAAUGUAUUGCUCCCAGAUCUGCUAUCUCUAGUUCUUUAAUUGGCUUAACGCAGUGAUUUCCUAUCCUCAGGGAAUAACCACUUAAGACCAUCUUUCGAUAUUAAAUGGACCAAUUUGUUUUUAUAAGCUUUGGUUAAUUCCAGCCAGUUAUUGUGUUUGUGGGUUUCUAUGACUGAUGGUGUCUGAGGAUAGGUCCUGAGAAUAGCAGGUCUAGCAUUCUCAUUCUUAUCUCUUCAGUGUUUUAAGGUCCUACAAGAAUCACAUUGUGAGCCUUUAAGUUCUGAGGAUGUCUACUGUGCCACAGCUGCAGUAGCAGCCAUUGUAGGAGUUUUUUUUAUGGUUGAUUAAUUCUGGGUAGCGUAAACUAGAAUCCAGCUCAUGUAACACAAUCAUUGUAAUUUGUUCAUUGUCUUUAGGACUGUAGUGUAUUUUUGGGGUUAGGAAGUUCCAGUCCAUUUUAUUGAAAUGUUAUGUCUUUUGCCAGGCAAUCCUUUUAUUGUAUAAACUUGAUAACAUGACAGUAAUACUGAAUAAUUAUGUGCACUUUUCUUUUAUAAACAAUUGUAUUGCUGAUCUGUUUUAUAAUGUACAUAUAGGUGUCGGAGACCACUUUAAUCACUUGUCUCUACCCAAACUUGUGAAUUAUUGUGUUAAAAAAAAAAAAAGACACUACCUGGCUUAAUGUUUCAUGGGAUGUAUUAAAAAAUAAUGUAUGAUUUUAUUUUCUUUGUUGAUGCCAGCAAAACCUAUUUUCAGCUUGGGUAGUGAAGCUCCUCUGGCAUUUAAAUAAAUGGCUAAAUUACUAUGAAAACACUAUUGUGUAAAGUUUUUCUUGCACCACAAACAAGGGUACGGUCAUUGCUGGUGUAAGCCUAAUACAGAAGUCAUCACACUGGCAAACUUUUUUUUUUUUUUGUGGGGGGGGGGAUAAGGUUACAAUGUUCUUCAGUAACGUACCCGAGUUCGUGUUGGAAGGAGAACUUAAUCAGCCCAUAGUUUAAUGGUGCGUUUUAAUACCAAAGGAAGAACCAUUUUUCAUCGAUAGAAAAUACUGCCAGUGAAUAGUAGGUGGUGAAUCUAUGGCUUCAUUUGACCGUUUUUCCUAUAGCGAAUUAUUAAUACUUUGGCAGACUGCCAAAUAAGCAAUAAAUACCCUCAUGUGGUUCCCAUGCAGUACAAUGACAGUAAUUCUCACUGUGGGCGGUCAUCUUUACUACUUGCCCAUACAUGAAGUGCUAUUUUCUGUAACUAUUCCAAAACCUGAAAUGAAAAACAAAUGGACGUCUACUCAUUGCGAAUGGUUGGGAAAUUAUUCUUGAAAAAUGUAACUAGAAAUCUACCGUCCUCCAGUUACAUUGUUUUGCUAUUGAUAUUCUUGUAUUUGUGACAAAACAGUCAUUCACUUAAAAGUAAAAACCACUAUCGCCAUAUACACAUGUUAAGGUAUUUAAAACAUUUGCUUAGAUAUGAAUAUUGUAUACAGGGGUUAUUUAAAAAAAAAAAAAAAUGUCUUUUUAAUCAUUGCUGACAAAACUACAAAAGAGUAGUUUUUUUUUUUUUUUAUGUAAAAAUAUUAACUUUGCAGUUGGUGAGGCCUGUAACGAAAAUAUAUAUAUAUACACAUUAUAUACAUCUGCACAGAGUUCAUCUCGAUGGUGGGUCAUUGUACCCCUGAAAGCAUUCAGCAAUGUCUAAUAAACCACAAAUACUCUUUAUACAAAACUGCUUUCAUUUAAUGGUUCUACUCAUUCAUUUGGAAUUUUAUCAAAUAAAACGAUCAUUACGACACUAAGGAAAAAUAUGGUUCCUGCACACAAGGGGGCUUCUUUAAUGGUGAUGUGCUGUGACUUAAUGCAUCCAAUCAGAUAACAAGUUUUAGUACUUUAGUCUGACCAGUGAAAGUAUGUAUCUGGUUGUUAUGGGUUACUGCAGAUGUUUGCACUAUUUAAGUAAGCCCAUAGUUUUCUGAAAAACUGACCGUGAAUUGUCUUAAUAAAGUUUUUCUUGUUUGCCCUGA